CUUCCCUUGAAGACGUACCAUCAUGAAAUACGUAAUAAUUAUCUCCUUGACUGCCGCGGCCGUCGCUUUAGCUGCGAAGCUUGAUCAAGUUCGACGACCUCAAGAUGCAAUAGAUUCCAGCGGAGCAAAUGUUGGUCUUCAAACGCCAUUUGGGUCCGAAAGUUUUGAAAAAUACCCAUCCCAAAACUCUGCGACGGAAAAUUACAAAAGUGAAAAAUACGCAGAAAACCAAGCAGAGAUCUUGAGGUUUGAGAAUGAGAUCAACGAAUUAGGGUAUCACUACGCAUACGAAACCAGCGAUGGAACUAAGGCGGAACAAGAUGGACAAGUUAUCCCUGGCGCAGUUCCCGAAGAAGGAUCUCUGAAGGUCUCCGGGUCAUAUUCAUACAUUGCUGAUGACGGGCAGACGUACUCCGUGUCUUACAUCGCUGACGAGAAUGGCUUCCGACCGAUAGGUGAUCAUCUGCCAACACCACCUCCAAUCCCUGAAGCCAUUUUAAAAAGCCUGGAGUUGACAUCACGUGAAGAUAAAUACAACAGUGGUAGGAGCAGCUAUGAUGCAGAUGCAGGCUACUGAAACUAUAUUAAAUUAGAAUAUAAUAAAUUACUAUAUUUUGUUAAAUAAA
Molecule: messenger RNA, 626 nt
Organism: Leptidea sinapis
Lineage: Eukaryota; Metazoa; Arthropoda; Insecta; Lepidoptera; Pieridae
Product: endocuticle structural glycoprotein SgAbd-2-like
Exons: 4
Coding region: 23-577 (184 amino acids)
Cellular component (GO): chitin-based extracellular matrix
Molecular function (GO): structural constituent of chitin-based larval cuticle
Source: RefSeq, a predicted model, not a curated record